Messenger RNA from Ostrea edulis (European flat oyster), 2846 nucleotides. RefSeq names its product protein cereblon-like. The transcript has 9 exons. The record is from RefSeq and is a predicted model, not a curated record. The coding region runs from base 465 to 1814 and encodes 449 amino acids. Lineage: Eukaryota; Metazoa; Mollusca; Bivalvia; Ostreida; Ostreidae.
GAGAAAAAAAUGAAAAUAACGUUGGCAAAGGUCCGAGUUCUACUCACAAACAUAGAAAAUGUACAGAGUAACACUAUCAAUGCAGCAAUGAGCUGCUGAAUAAUUUUAAAUUAUGAUGUCCAUCCAACAUGUAGGUCAACUGGUCAAGGAUCAAACAAGAGACAAGAGGAACAACAGAACAUACUAUUUUUGCCUGGAUAUUAAUCUUAAAAAAUCAUACAACAGAUGACAAGCUUUUUCAGUACCUACCUCUCAGUCUCAAUUUCCUUUUCGGUAUUCUGACAGGUGAAUCGUGAAAUAUUGUUAUAUUUAGUAGCGGAAGUGCAGUAUUCUUGGGAAAGACACGACGUUAAUUCUGAUUGGGUCACUCCUGUCACGUGCUAAAUUUUUGUACAGCAUUUGGAUUCUUCAAAGUCACCACGGAGUUCCGAAAGAUAUCUCGAAAUUCUGAGGAGAAGCGCGAAAUGGAUGAUGACUUGUUGCCGCUUUUAGGCAUUGGAGUGAUAGAACAAGAUUCUACAAGUGAUAGUGAAGAUAAUGAGGACGAAGAGAAUGUUACUGCUGAAGAUGGCAGCCGGGUGACAAGAAGAGAUACCAUCCCAUUUGAUCAGUCGCUGCCUGUUUCACACUCGUAUCUGGGGGAUGACUUGGAAGAUGUCAGAGGUCGUACAUUUUAUGAAGAGGAUGCCACACUUACUAUACCAGUCAUACAACUCCCCGGGAUGGUGCUGGUCCCCGGGCAGACAAUUCCUCUUCACUUGUUCCACCAACACACUGUCGCUAUGCUGAAGGGGGUCAUGGAUAAAGACAACACAUUCGGCAUCGUAGCUUACAGAUAUUCUAGAGAAGACGGGGGUCACAUCAUUGCAACAGUAGGCACCACAGCUGAAAUAUUCUCCGUCAAAGAUGAAACGGAUGACAGGACAGGAUUGGCUUCCAUUAGGGUGAAGGCCAAAGGUCGCCAGAGAUUCAAGGUCUUGGAGUCUAGGAGAACAGCGACAGGGAUUUUAGUCUGCACGGUGCAGAUUCUCCAGGAGAAGACUCUGAUAGACGCUCUGAAGGAUAUCCGGCCGGCCUCUCACUGUAAGUUCUGUUGUAACCCAGUGAACCAGGGAGUGAUCAAUAAGACAGCCGUAGAUAGACAGGGGAAUAUACUCACAAGUGUCGCCAUGUUCAAAACCCCACAGGUGAAUCGUUUUUCUGCGGCCUACAUGACAUGGUGGCCCCCCUGGGUGUACAAGAUGUAUGAUCCGGAAGCAGUGGUGCAGAGUGCAAAGAAAGAAUUACUUAAGUGGAACUCAUCCUACAAACCUGAGAAGCUCCCCAGUAACGUAGUGGCGCUGUCCUAUUGGGUGAUACAGAACUUACCAUUGGACGACGAUCUGCGACUCAAUCUCCUGGGCAUAGACAAUGCUGUCCAGAGACUUAGGUUUUCCCUCAGCAUUGUGCGAAAGUGUUCAUCCCUUUGCUGUAAGGAGUGCAAUACAAACAUAGCCAGCAAGAAUGAUGUCUUCAGUCUCUCGGUGGAAGGGCCGCUAGGGGCCUAUGUUAACCCCCAGGGAUAUGUCCACGAGACCAUGACUCUCUACAAGGCCCAGAACCUGCAACUUGUUGGCGGGCCUACCAAGGAACACAGUUGGUUUCCUGGUUAUGCUUGGACCAUAGUCCAGUGUAGGAGGUGUGCAUUUCACAUGGGAUGGAAAUUUACAGCAACAAGUAAAGACCUGACUCCGCAGAAAUUCUUUGGAUUGACCAGAGCGUCGGUUAUUCCAGGUUUGCACCAAACAGACGAGGAAUGGGUGCCAGUCAUGUGAUGUUACGUCCAGUCAUGUGAUGUCACGUCCAGUCAUCCACAUGGUCAAUCUGUGAUACAGUGUCGAGAUAUGUAGAAAAUUACUGCCAUAUUUAUUCAUUGAAUUCCAUUUUUGUGCCAAUCUUCCAUUGCAUGUGAUAAAUCUUUGGUAAUAUAUAUAACAGAUGAUAGAUGUGUAUAGUUUGCAUUAUUUCAAAUGCAAAUUAUUGAAGGUGUUCACAUUUCCCAAAGUAAUUGUACUGUGGGAAAUAAUUUCCAUCUUUCUGAGAAAUGAUUUGAAGACACUAUUGAUUUGUUUUCAAGUCAGCAAAGAAUGUGUUCCAAGUGAUGUAUGGCAAACCCAAAGCAAGCAGUGCUCUUUAUUGAACUUUUAACAUUUAUAUUUCAAAAUUUCUGAAAUUUGAAUAACUGAUGUAUGAAAAGAGAAAUUAUUUCUUAAUUUGAAAGUGGUUAAAAUUGCAAUUUAUUUGUACUUUUAGUGCAUAAAAAUUUUAAUGUUAUUCACAUCACAUUUAAAACGUAAGACGGAAGGGGAUAUUUUCCUCAUGCUUUGUGUUUGCGGUGUUUAAUUAGUGACAGCUGAUAAAAUCUUAAGUUUCCAUAAAUUCACCAUGUUUCUCUAAAAAGUAUUGUCAGUUAAAUUCGUAUUUCACAUUAAGAUUAUAAAAUCGAACAAAAUGUACAUUCUUACGGUAAACCUUUACGUAAUUGAUUUUAUGUUUUUUUCCCCUAUUUUUAUCUCUUUCUGUUAUAAACCAGGACAGAGAACCAAGAACCUUAUAUUCUAAUGUGUCUUAUAGAAAUGAUGUUUUAAAUUCCAUCUUAAUUCUUUACAUGCAUUUUUUGUCUGCUACUGUGUAAAUAUUUUCAUCAAACAUUUCAUCAAGACAACAUUGUGAAAACAUUCAUCACCAUCAGUCAUCAUACAUUCCUGUGUUUAAAACAUUCAUCACCAUCAGUCAUCAUACAUUCCUGUGUUUAAAACCUUUGUAAAUCAAUAUUGAUAAAGUAAUGAAUAAAAUUACGAUUGAAA